GAAAAUUUUAAGAUUUUUCAGGGGUUUAUGAAAAAUAUAUACCUUUUGAAAUUUGAAUCGCAUUUGUUUUUAUUUUUUAUUUUUCCUUAUUUUGGGAUAAGCCGAAACUAGACAAUUUCUAUCUUUGAUUGAUGUUUUUCACAAAAUCAUCCUUUCUGUCUUCAGUUUCUCCCAUGGUUUCAGCGUGAUUGUUGCUGCCACACUGCCUCGGAUUUGUGCUGUUGUUUCUGAGUUUUGCUGAUGACCACUUGCCUGGUCAUUUUAUCUAGAGUUCUCAUUGUAUUUUAUGUUUAUUGGUUAUUCGUGGAAUAAGACAAAGAAUUGACUUCUCUAGUGGUGGGUUGAAUUCUGGGGAACUCUUCUUAAGUUCUUGACAAUGGAGAGCUUGGCUCAACUGGAAGCCUUGUGCGAGAAGCUUUACAAUUCAUUGGAUUCUACUGAACGAGCUCAUGCUGAGAGCACUCUGAAUUGCUUUUCUGUGGGCACUGAAUGCAUUUCACAUUGUCAAUACAUUCUGGAAAAUGCCUUGACGCCUUAUGCAUUGAUGCUAGCUAGUUCGAGCCUGUUGAAACAAGUGACAGAACAAAGACUCCCUUUGCAGCUCCGACUUGAUAUUCGAAACUAUCUUGUAACCUAUCUGGCCACCAGAGGACCUGACUUGCAGCCUUUUGUAGUUCGAUCCCUGAUCCAACUCUUUUGUCGAGUUACGAAGUUUGGGUGGCUUGAAGAUGAUGGAUUUAAAGAAGUUUUGAAAGAAGCCUUGAACUUUUUGAGUCAGGGUCCACGUCAUUAUGCCAUUGGUUUGAAGAUAUUGAACCAGCUUGUUUCUGAGAUGAAUGAGCCCAAUCCAGGAUUGCCUGCUUCUUAUCAACGCAAGAUAGCUUGCUCUUUCAAAGAUCAAUCUCUUUUUAAGAUAUUUGAGAUAUCUUUAACUUCACUCUGUCAACUUAAGGAUGAUGUUGGAAGCAAGUUGCAGGAACUGGCUCUUUCGCUGUCCUUUAAAUGUUUAUCAUUUAAUUUUAUGGGGACUUCAUCUGAUGAAAGUUAUGACGAGAUAGGUAUUGUUCAGAUCCCAAAUUCUUGGAGGCCAGUCCUUGAGGAUUCCUCAACACUGCAGAUCUUUUUCGAUUAUUAUGUAAUCACUCAAGCCCAUUUUUCAAAGGAGGCUCUAGAGUGCUUGGUGUUGUUGGCUUCUGUAAGGCGAUCCUUAUUCACAAAUGAUUCUGCACGAUUGAAGUUUUUAUCCCACUUAAUGAUGGGAACCAAAGAAAUACUACAAACAGGAUUAGGUCUUGCUGAUCAUGAUAAUUAUCAUGUGUAUUGUCGCCUCCUUGGACGUUUUAAAGUGAAUUAUCAGCUAUCAGAACUAGUCAACAAUGAAUACUAUAGUGAUUGGAUACGAUUAGUAGCUGAAUUCACAUUAAAGUCUCUGCAAUCCUGGCAGUGGGCUGGCACAAGUGUCUACUACCUUCUUGGGCUUUGGUCCAGAAUGGUAACAUCUUUACGGUAUUUGAAGAGUGAGUCACCCGACCUGUUGAAUGAUUACGUGCCCAUGAUUAUAGAAGGUUUCAUUUCUUCAAGAUUUGAAUCAUUGCAGUCUGAACUGUUGGAUGAACUUUCUGAGAAUCCACUUGACAAUGUUGAACUUCUUCAAGAUCAGCUUGAUUUCUUUCCUCACCUCUGUGGAUUUCAGUAUGAAAAUUGUACUACAUAUAUAUUGAAGAUUUUGGAGCCUAUCUUGCGAAUGUAUAUGGAAGGAGCAGGACUCCAAGUUUGCUCGGAUAAUAAGGAACUCUCAAUCAUUGAAGCCAAACUUGCUUGGAUAGUGCAUAUUGUUGCUGCCAUUCUUAAGAUAAAGCAUAUUGGUGGCUUGAAAAAUGAAUCGCAGGAAGUAUUUGAUGCAGAACUUUCAGCACGCGUUUUGCAGUUGAUAAAUGUCACUGACAGUGGAUUACAUAGUCAGAGAUAUGGUGAAUUGAGCAAACAAAGACUUGAUCUAGCAAUUCUCACCUUCUUUGAACAGUUUAGGAAGUCUUAUGUUGGCGAUCAGGCUGUGCAUUCUGCGAAGAUGUUAUAUUCUCGACUGUCAGAGCUUCUUGGAAUCCAUGAUAAUCUGCUAUUAUUGAAUGCUAUUGUUAGAAAGAUUGCAACUAAUCUAAAGUCUUACAAAGAGAGUGAAGAGCUUAUUAAUCGUACCUUAAGUCUCUUCUUGGAUAUGGUAUCUGGAUAUAUGACUGGAAAGCUGCUUCUGAAGUUGGAUAAUAUCAGAGUCUUAAUAUCUGACAGAGAACACUUUCCUUUUUUAGAGGACCACAGAUGUUCUCGUGGUAGAACAACCUUCUAUUACACUGUUGGCUUGUUAAUAUUCAUGGAGGAUAGUUUUCUGAAAUUCAAAUCUUCAAUGGAUCAUUUUCAGCAGGUUUUUGUCAGUUUGGAAUUGACAACUGAUGCAACGUUUCGCUUAGACACUGUAAAAUAUGCAUUAAUUGGGCUAAUGCGGGAUCUUAGAGGAAUAGCGAUGGCCACAAAUAGCCGCAGAACGUAUGGUUUCCUUUUUGAUUGGCUAUAUCCAGCACAUAUGCUGCUUCUUUUGAAAACCAUUACACAUUGGACUGAUACUCCCGAGGUGACAACUCCGUUGUUGAAAUUUGUGGCUGAGUUGGUACUGAACAAAUCUCAACGAUUGAAUUUUGAGUCAUCCUCUCCUAAUGGUUUACUUCUCUUCCGAGAGAUCAGUAAACUGAUUGUUGCUUAUGGGUCACGGAUUUUGUCCCUUCCCAAUCAAACAGAUAUGUAUAACUUCAAAUACAAGGGAAUAUGGAUAUGUUUGACCAUUCUUACUAGAGCUCUGUCUGGAAGCUAUGUCAACUUUGGUGUGUUUGAGCUUUAUGGUGAUAGGUCACUCACUGAUUCUCUUGAUGUUGCUUUAAAGAUUACAUUAUCAAUUCCCUUGGCUGAUAUUUUGGCCUUCCGGAAGCUUGCCACCGGUUAUUUUGCAUUUUUGGAAGUUAUAUUGAACAACCAUUUGGCUUUUAUAUUGAAUCGAGAUACCAACUCCUUCAUAUACAUCAUUAGAUCUCUUGAAGCGGGUCUUAAAAGUGUAAAUACAAAUAUCAUAUCACAGUGUGCAUCCAGCAUUGACAAUUUGGCUACUUUUUAUUUCAUCCACAUUAUAACAGGAGACUCACCUACUUCACCAGCUGCUCUCAAUCUUGCAAAACACAUUUCAGAUUGCCCUGGUUUAUUUCCAAAUAUAUUGAAAACCAUCUUUGAGAUGAUCUUAUUGGAAGACUGUGGCUGUCAAUGGAGUCUUAGCAGAUCAUUGCUAAGUUUGAUACUUAUAAGUGAAGAGAUGUUCACAAAUACAAAGGCUCAAAUUCUGGCUUCACAACCUAUGAAUCAGCAGCAACAUCUUUCCUUGUGCUUUGACAAACUUAUGACAGAUGUAACUCAGAGUUUAGAUCCAAAGAACAGGGACAAGUUCUCACAGAACCUCACUAGAUUAAGGAAUGAAUUUCGUGCCAAAUAACUUGUUGCUGUAGCAUCAAGAACCUAUGUACAUAACUUUUUCUUUUCUGUCUGAUUUGUUUAUUUUUCAUCUUGCGUACAAUCUUUUACUAGUAUAUACAUAAGUAGAAAUACAUCCAGAAGAUGUGUUCUAUAUUAUUGUUACUAUCAUUAUUUUA
This is a messenger RNA of Pistacia vera, 3686 nucleotides long. RefSeq names its product exportin-7-A-like. Gene Ontology annotation, biological process: protein export from nucleus. Gene Ontology annotation, cellular component: cytoplasm; nuclear pore. Gene Ontology annotation, molecular function: small GTPase binding; nuclear export signal receptor activity. The record is from RefSeq and is a predicted model, not a curated record. NCBI's taxonomy places the organism in Eukaryota, Viridiplantae, Streptophyta, Magnoliopsida, Sapindales, Anacardiaceae.